UUAUUAAUCAUGAAUUAAUUCUUAUGUUUUAUAUGUAUGCUUGUCCUUUAUAUAUGUUUUUAAAGAUUUUUGUUUUCAAAAUUAUUAACUCUUGGUAGCCUACCUUUCCUAUUAAGAGUUAUAAUAAAGAUUUGAAAAGAGAAGCUGUAAUCACAUUAAGACUUAGUGAGUAUAUCGAAACUAAAAUUUUGAAAUCUUCUAGUUCAGAAUCAAAAUUAAUUUCAUAUGUCAAAAAACACUGACUUCUGCAAUAAAUCAACAUUUGAAAGGAACCAUAUAUGAGAAGUAGUGUUGUGUUUUCUUCCUCAGUUCUCAUAUGGUGAUGGGAUCCAGCAGUCUUGAGACUGAAUAUACUAGGAUUAGGCCAUUGAAGGGAAAUGAACUGGAGGUUGUAUUUCAGAGUCUCUGCAAGGAAAACUCUGCUUCAGACUGCUAGUUUACAGAGUUUAAUUGGGUGGAAAUCUCUGGAUCUCUGGAUGUAUGCCCAGUACCAGCAUUUUAGAAAUUAUUCCAAUCUGACAGCCUGCAAAAAUCUUCACUUAAUUCCAUUCAGAUCUGUCCUCUGCUUUCCUCAUGGAAAACAUUUGCUGCAGAAGACUUCAGAAAGUAGCUUAAAAAAUACAAUGGACUUAUCUGGGAUAAGGGUCCAGGGAAUAAGGUUCUUGUCCCUAUCCACAUUCUCAAGAGUGGUUUUUGGAAUUGGUCAAGGAGGAAAUAAUGGUGGAAAUAAAAAGCUGAGCCUAAGAGAUGUGCUUGAACGCAUCCGGAAGAAAGAAUGCCACAGGAUAGUAGUGAUGGCUGGAGCAGGACUCAGUACGCCAAGUGGGAUUCCAGAUUUCAGGUCUCCUGGGAGUGGGCUAUACAGUAACCUUCAGCAGUACAAUAUUCCAUACCCCGAAGCCAUAUUUGAACUUAGCUACUUUUUCCAGAAUCCCAAGCCUUUCUUCAGGUUAGCUAAGGAGUUGUACCCUGGCAAUUACAGACCAAACUAUGCCCAUUAUUUUCUUCGACUUCUGUUUGACAAAGGGCUCCUUCUGCGCCUCUACACACAAAAUAUUGAUGGGCUGGAGAGAGUUGCUGGGAUUCCUCCAGAUAAACUAGUUGAAGCUCAUGGCACAUUUGCUUCUGCUACAUGUACUGUCUGUCGAAGAUCAUAUUCAGGAGAGGAUUUCAGGGGGGAUGUGAUGACUGACAAAAUUCCCAAAUGCCCUGUUUGCACUGGAGUGGUCAAGCCUGACAUUAUAUUCUUUGGAGAAGAGCUCCCUCAUCGGUUCUUCUUGCAUUUGGCAGACUUUCCUAUGGCAGACCUGCUUUUUAUCAUUGGAACCUCGCUUGAGGUGGAGCCUUUUGCUAGUCUGGCAGGAGCUGUCCGUGGUUCUGUGCCCCGUGUUCUGAUCAAUCGAGAUCUGGUGGGGCCAUUUGCAGUCCAGUCACGGCACAAUGAUGUAGCUGAACUGGGAGAUGUAAUCAGUGGAGUGGAAAAAGUGGUAGAACUGUUAGGCUGGAAAGAGGAGUUACAGCAACUAAUAAAAAAGGAAAAAGAAAAGGUAUGUCAUUUUGCUUUGAAAACUUUGCCUCUCACACUCUUUAUUUUGCUGGCUGAAGUUAUGAAAACAAUACAAUUAAGGAUAAGACUGUAAUUAAUAUAGACGACACAAUUGUUUUAUCCAUCAAACUAUUUAUCAUAGUGAUGUAGGGGUUUUUCCUUACAUUUGUUAUAGCCACCCAGUUCUAUGGGAUGCUUUCACUUUCCAUCUUGGGUAACUCAAGGGAAAUGACUAUGUCAUCUAUCCUAUGUGACUAUUUAUUGCAUUUUACGAUUUAUUUGAGUAACAUUUUGCUUUCUCAGAGUGAAACUUGAGAUUUGGAAACAAUAAAAUUAUAGUGUGGGUAUUCCUUGCAUAUCAACCACUCAUUCAAUGACCAAAGGUGCAGUAGAACUGAAUGAAUGGUACUUUAGUUCCUCUAAUUUCCUGCCAUUGCAGCGCCCUAGAGGAACACGAUUGUUAUUUGCUUGCUUGGCAACCAGCUCACACUCACAAAAGUUGCAGCAUCCUGCAGCCUCAUGAUUGCCAUUUGCACCUUCCCUACAGGCUUCUCAGAAGCAAAGACAAUGGGGAGUUGGCAUGGAAGGUUCUGGUCAGUCUCCCACCUUCUCCUCACUGCACCUCACCCUCCUUUUGGAUUCCCUGCCCUUGUAUCAACCUGUACCUUCCUUCCCUGUGUGUCACUAUACUCGUGUGAACCUGUGCCCCCUUCUCUUGGCCUCCCUGCACUCAGUUUACCACACCACACUCCCAACUCAUGUGCAGCCUGUGCCAAUUAUGUAAAAUGAGUAUCACUCUGUUUUGAGAGAAGGCCAUGCAGGUAUAUGUUAAACAUAUUUUGUCUGACCCAGAAUGAUAUGAUGCAAAACGCCAGUCCAUUGUGCUCAGGUUCAAGUAAAUAAAAGAAAGGAGAAAAAAAACACACCCAAAAGUUUGGUGGUUCGAAUCCCUAUUACAGGUCUCCUGCAUGAGCAAGCAGUUGGACUAGAUGACCUCCAAGGUCCCUUCUGACUCUUUUACUGUUUAAAAUUGGUUCUUGUGUUUAUUUUAUCAUUUCGCAGUAAUGUUUUUAACUACAAUCUCUACUUCCCCACUUACAUUUUGGGGGGGGGUGUCUCAACAAUUGGUGUGGGUUGUAAUAAUCCAUGUUUUUUGUA
Molecule: messenger RNA, 2704 nt
Organism: Thamnophis sirtalis
Lineage: Eukaryota; Metazoa; Chordata; Lepidosauria; Squamata; Natricidae
Source: RefSeq, a predicted model, not a curated record